This is a messenger RNA of Pieris macdunnoughi, 708 nucleotides long. NCBI's taxonomy places the organism in Eukaryota, Metazoa, Arthropoda, Insecta, Lepidoptera, Pieridae. The record is from the annotation of a GenBank genome assembly.
AUGGCACAAUUGGCUUGCAUGCUCGCGAUGGCUGGUGCAGCGUCAGCGCAACUCACGCUUGAUGGCAUCCGUUGCGGGCAGCUCACUUGUCAGUUUGACGAAUAUUGCUCACCGGAAACCAAUAGAUGUGCACCAUGCGCCAUUGUUUGCAACAAAACGCACCACAACUUCGACUCUGGACUUUGCAUCAAGGAAUGUCAAGGAUACCUCCUGGAUUUGCGGUACAUGCGACGGAGUGAGACUGCCUCUCCACCUUCUGACAUGAACGGUGUGCAACGACAGGCGCAAACUGCUUUAAUUGUAAGCUGUGUCGCGUUGGCUAUGCUGCUGCUGGUUCUUAUUAUAAUUUGCCGAGGUCGUCUUUCGUGGAGACACAUAAAGCAAAAACUACAGCCUUCUAAGAAUCGCGUCAAGCAAUACCCAACUGACUUAACACACCAUAAUCCACAUGCAGAAAUGCCGAAACCGAAACCAGACUUGAAAUUGGAAAUACGAAAUCCUGAGCCUCCGAAACGACAACCUUUGAACGUAAGAGACUUGGACGCUAGAACUCAGACCGAUAAGAGUCUGGGUGCUACGACUCCGAAGACCAUGAGUACAGCGGUGAGCAAUAGACACCCGGCGGAAGACACCACCCUUGACUUCUCGUACGAUAAUAUGGGCAUGAAUGUAACCCCACCCGAGCAAGCAGCGACCCACAAAUUCUGA